Messenger RNA from Liolophura sinensis, 2130 nucleotides. Its product is annotated as cAMP-dependent protein kinase catalytic subunit-like. The transcript is spliced from 2 exons. The record is from RefSeq and is a predicted model, not a curated record. NCBI's taxonomy places the organism in Eukaryota, Metazoa, Mollusca, Polyplacophora, Chitonida, Chitonidae. Gene Ontology annotation, biological process: protein phosphorylation. The coding region runs from base 1 to 2130 and encodes 709 amino acids. Gene Ontology annotation, molecular function: ATP binding; protein kinase activity.
AUGUGUAGAAGAUUUCGAAGAAUUCGAAGACUUGCUCACCAAGUUGUACAGGUGACAAGAAGAUUAUGGCGUGUGUGCGGAUGUUGUGGAACGGUUAACGAAGAGUUCCAAAGAGACAUUGUGCCUAUGACUUCCGUGAUCAACGGGGCGGUGACCAAAAGGUCUUCAGCGAACAACCCAGAGGUCUUUCCCUUAGGACUGUGCUGUUUCAUACCACAAGGCAGGUACCUCAUGUACGAAAAUGAAGGUGUCCACAGCUGCCCAUCGGUGCAAGCAUCUGUAAACAAACAAUCCUCGAGAACUGACUGGAACCAUCCUGAGACUAGGCUCGCCACAUGUGAUGCAUCUAAAUCGGGACCUGGCGAAACGGUCCAAGAUGGAAUAAACAAUGGCCAAGUGUACGCUAGUCCAACCAAAGAUGGAAUAAACAAUGGCCAAGUGUACGCUAGUCCAACCAAAGAUGGAAUAAACAAUGGCCAAGUGUACGCUAGUCCAACCAAAGGACAACAAAUUCUACCGAGGUCGGGAAAGGAAUACCAGAAUUUCAAGACUGAUGUGAAUGAGGGUGAGACAAAUGGAUCAGGUAAGACAUCAUCCAUGGUAUCUAAACGUACCCUCUACGCAAACAGCAGCAACACCGGCCAAACUGAUGAUUUUGUAGCCAUGAGGUUGUACAAACUCCUCACUCCAGUUCAUACCAACACUACAUCUGAAAACAAGGAUGCGACGGAGCAACUCAUCCCACGUCAAGAGGACAGUAUCCCUAAUCAGAUAGAUGAUCAGGUAUCAAUAAGAGUUUACCCUAAGCCAUCAUAUUUACCCAGAUGUUCAACAUCACCUGAAAAUAGAAAUAACAGAGAAACUAACCAAACAGAUGAUCACGUGCCCAUGAUAUUUUAUGGUCGGGAUUCACCUACACCUAAUCCAAAGUUACAUGGUAUAUUGCAUAAUAAGGAUCAACAUCAUAGCACCAAUCAGUCUCAUGAGAAUUCCGUAUCUCGACCGAAACGAACCGUUCACUUCGAGCCCACAGUGCGCCGAAUAUUGUACACCCCUAUCCCAUGGAGUGAAUAUUUACAACAACCUGAAGUGCGACCACCCAUCAACAUGAACUCACAGACUGUUUGUUUUGGUCGCCGUCGAUCAGGAAAUCUCAUCUUGGAGUUUGCCAGAGAACAACUCUGGAAUUUUAUCUGUCCCUCCAAGUUGCCACUUGAAGAAAGAUUAUACAGCUCACCAACUAGCUGCGUUGAUUUGGUAAUGGUUGGAGAAAAGAACAGGGAAAUCGCCAUAAAAACCAUGACCAUGGCCGAGAGCGAUCUGGAAUCUACUCUUCUCAUUGAAUGUCAGUGUUCUCGUGUGGUACAGUUGUGUGCGUGUUACGUCCAGGGUGGUAUGAGGUAUUUGUGCAUGCAGUAUUACGAGAGAAGAGAUCUGUCUGUUUGGCUAGCUAAGGACAGAAGAAAGUGUUAUAUCAGAGAAGAGGCAGCAACGUUGAUUUGUGCCUACGUUCUGGCCGGUUUGGAGUUUCUUCACUCCAAGAACAUUCUCCACUUGAACGUUCAGCCUAGUAACAUUCUCAUCGAUGGUGGAGGUUUCCCAGUUCUGACCGAUUUUGGCAAAGCUCAGAGGAGACUGAUGAGACAACCGCUGGAGUGCCCGGGCAGACUGGACGAUAUGCGGGGUUUGGCCUGUGUCCUGUACGAGUCUGUCACCCGCAUAGUGCCCCCGUCUGAGGACAACAUCUCAUCGGAUCUGAACCUCUCCAUGCUGACAGAAGCCGCCAGCAACUUCGUCGGUUUUCAUCUGACGUGUCCUCGACGGGAAAGGAGAAAGAUGAAGCACCGCUGUGAUCACGUGAUGGGUCACAAUCUCUUCUCCAUGAUCGACUGGAAUGAAGUGAAGAACAGCAGCACAUGCCGCCUUAACAAGUUGUUCAGCAAAAUGGAGCGUGAUGAAUGGAUGGCCAGGAACACGCCCGACAUGCUGCCGGGGAACCCAUUUCUACCAGCAAAUAAUGCAAAUGUGGCAACACCAUCCAGUGAAACACCAUCUACGUCGGCGGAAACGCCAACAGAAUCGUCUGAUUCACUGACACAGUUCACUGAAACACCAACACAAUCGGCUUAA